Messenger RNA from Helobdella robusta, 525 nucleotides. RefSeq lists its product as hypothetical. The annotation marks the transcript as partial. The transcript has 2 exons. The record is from RefSeq and is a predicted model, not a curated record. NCBI's taxonomy places the organism in Eukaryota, Metazoa, Annelida, Clitellata, Rhynchobdellida, Glossiphoniidae. Gene Ontology annotation, molecular function: NAD+ poly-ADP-ribosyltransferase activity.
CAGCUAAUAAGCAUCGGCAAGACAAGCAAUGAAUUCAAAGAAAUCGAAGCCCUGUUCCACCAAACAGUUAAGAUACCACUGAAGUCAGUAACUCGAAUACAGAACAAGCCUCUAUGGAGCUUCUAUUAUAUGAAGAAGCAAGCAAUACUGAAAAAGAAACCUGGUCUAGCCAUAACAAAACGUUUGUUUCAUGGGACAAGCGAGGAUCUUAUUGAUGCAAUAUGUCAUCAAGGAUUUGAUUUCAGAUUGAGUGGGAGCAGGAUAGGACACGUGUAUGGUUAUGGGAGCUAUUUUGCACGAGAUGCCUCCGUUUCCUGUGGUUAUACCAAUUCAGGGCAACUGUUUGUAGUUGAAGUGGCGGUUGGAGAAUACACAAAAGGGUUGUGUGAUUAUCGGAGGCCACCACAGAAAGGUCUAGCCAGUUUGGAUUUGUAUGAUUCUUGCGUUAAUGAUCCACUCAAUCCGUCUACAUUCGUCAUCUUUGACAAUCACCAAGCCUAUCCCGAAUAUCUCAUUAGAUAUUAA